AUGGUACAUCAUCCGAUACCUUCUUAUUACAGAGGGUCGCAUAAUAAUAACAACAGCAAUGGUAAUGCUAACGAACUGAAUAGUAAUGGUACCAACACUAUGGACAACUCGUUGAUGAAUAUUACAAGUAGGAAGCGAUAUCAUUAUUCAAAUCCGAACUUAAACCAUUCGAUUAAUAAUAAAUCGAAAAAUAAUUUAUUUCAAAGGAUUGGUAAUCAAAGUAUACCCACUUCAUCUGCAAAUUCGAUACCGAUAACAAAUGGUAAUCAUACACCAGUCCCCAGUACAAAGCCGACUUCAAGGUACGGACCAAAUUCACGACCUACUACUUCGCAUAAUAAUAAUCUCCACAGUAAUAUAAACAAUAAUACAAAAAUUUCAAAUAAUAUUAAUAAUACUAUGGCACCCAUCACCACAGGUACUAGUAGGUAUAAGUCUGUGGAAAAUGAUACUCCUUUUUCUGCCGGUGCUGAUCAUUAUUCAAGGUAUUCGGGGAAUUCCACAUCUUCUACCAAUAUCAAUACAAUCCAUCCCACAUCAAGCCGGUAUAAUAAAUCAUUUACUAGACCAAGAUCGGUGGAUAAUAAUAUAUCGGGCAUGAUAUCAGGUAAUAUACCUCCUUCCUCAUCAUUAGAUUCUUUAAAUUAUUAUAAAAGCUCAAACUCAUCAAUGAUUAGUAAUAAUAGAUAUCGUCAUCGUAAUAAUAAUUCUCCAAGACCAUACUGGAAACCUAAUUUUAAAAAUAAUAAUAAUAACAAUACUUUAUCAUCUAAUAAUACUAAUAAUAAUAAUAAUAAUAAUCCUAAGUAUUCAAAUAAUCAAAUAUCAACAGAUUAUGAUAAUUAUUCAUCUAAUCAUAGCCAGGCCUCACCAAUUAAUAAUCCAAAUCUAAUUAAUCCAUUUCUUACCAAUAAAAAUAAGCCUUCGUCAACAACUCAUUUGCAAAAAAAUAAAACUCCAUCAAAUACCUCUUUACACAAUAAUGUUAUUCAUAGUAAUGGGAUAAACAAUUCAAUAAUAUCUCCGAUUAAAAGGCCUUAUUCAACUGAUGAUAUUUCGCUUAAUACAACAGCGCCAAAUGUAACUACAAGUGCAAAUAGCUCGUCUUCUUCAAAUUCAACUGUAACAACCCCUAUUUCCAAAUCAAAUAAUACUAUAGAAUUGAAUGAGCCGCUUAAAAAUGAAUCUCAAAUUAGUGAACCCCCCAAAUCUGCUUCGAUAACAACUGAACAGUCAUUAAAAGAAGAUACAAAAGUAGAAACUCCGCAGCCCAAAACAGAUAUCAAGGUAGACGAGACUGAGAAAGAUGAUAUUAAUGAAAUGCAAAUAAUAAACAACCCAGAUAAAGUAAGCUCGUCUGAGAAUGCUAUCGAAGAUAAAGCAAGCAUAUCGCCCCUUAAUACAGAUACUACAGAUUUGGAUCCAAAAUUCCUUUGGGCACAAUGCCCACAACCUACAGAAAAUAAAGAUAUUAAACAUACUGACGAUAAUAAUGAAGAUGAAGAUGGUGAUAUAGAAAUGGGAGAAGAAACAGAAGAUACCAAAGCAGGUCAAGAUAUUAUUGUAAAAAAAGAUGAAUCUUCUAAAAAACUUAUAGACAUUAAUAAAAACCCUUCAAAGUCAUCUUCUGAUUAUGAAUAUUUAACAGAUUAUAAAUUACUUGAAAUGGACAUUCCAAAGUUACAAAAAUAUAUUGAUACACCCACACCAUAUCCUCCACCGAUAAGAGAAAUUUCCUCGUGUAUUUUUCCAAUGAAUGAAAUUGAAACUAAAUUAUGGUAUUUGAAAAAUUUGAAAAAUGAUAUUCAAAUAAUUAAUGAAAAAUAUUUACCAAAGACUUCCAAAUUAACUAUCAAUUCAUUAUCUGAAUAUUCAUUUUUUAACAAAAAUAUUAUGAAAUUCAAUAAUACUUUAAAGUAUAUUCUAUUGAGGAAAAAUUUAAAAUUAAAUAAAAAACUAUACUCAUUAAAUUUAAAACUGAAAUAUCAAUACUUGAACGAGUUAAAUAAAAAUUGGAAUGACAAUAAUCAAGUAUUGAAAGAUUUAUCAGAUAAAUUACGUAAAGAUGAAUUAGAUUCUGUCCAAAAAUCAAAACAAAGAAAUAGCUCCUCUCGGAAAUCAAAAUCAGAUCAUAAAGAUAGAGAUAAUAAAAGAGAAGAUUCUAAUGAUAGUCUUCAUAAUUCUACUACAAAUAACGAUAAUGACAAUAAUUCUAAUGAAAUGGAAACAAAUAAUUCAUCAUCUUCCAUAUCCUUAACAAGAAGAAGAAACAGAGCAGAUUUUGUGGAUGACGAAGACAUUGAAAAUGUUUUAUUACAGAUUGAUCCUGAUUACAAGCAUCAACAAUUAGCUGCAAAAAUUCCAGAUUUGAUUCAAAAUCCAAUCAAACGAUUUAGACUCAGAUUUCAAGAUGUCAAUAACUUAGUCACAAAUAAAAAUAAGUGGGCUUCUAGAAUUUUAACCGAUGGUGUAGAUAAUUUUACAGACCUUGAACACCAAGUAUUCCUUGAAGCAUAUUUAAACCAUCCAAAAAAGUUUGGCAAGAUUUCGAAUUUAAUGAACUUCAAGAGGUCUCCAGAAGAUUGUGUUUUACAUUAUUAUAAAACGAAGAAGGAAGUCAAUUAUAAACAAUUGAUCAUAGAAAAGAAUAAGAAGCGCAAGAAUAUUGCAAAUGCCAAACGGAAAAUCAAGAAAAAGGAAAAAAGCAAUAAUAGUGUGGUUUCAAAUAAUAAUGCUAAUACUUCAGUAAAUGAUAUUUCAAAUUCAUCUAUUGAUGUAAUAAACCAAUCUUUAGAACUUGAACCUUCAAAUACUCCUAUUACUUCUACUAUCGUGGCCGAUCCUGUUGUACCAAUAGUACCAGUUACUGAAGCCAUAUCUCAGCCAACAAUUUCACCUUCUAUUUCUGCCAAUGCCAUUACACCUCCAACUAUCGAAUAUGCAUCUUACAACGAUAGGCAUUUUGUCUCAUCUGCUUCCCAAAAAUCACCAAAUGAUGUCAUUACGCAGCGUACCAUUUGUAACGAUACUCCCAUUGCCGCAACUGAUACACAUAUUGAACCUAUUCCUAUUACUAAUGGAACUAUUACACCUAUUAUUAAUAAGACACCAGAUACAAACACUUCUCAUCAAGAUAUCACAUCAAAUAUUCCAGCUAAAAGUAAAACACCAGAACUACCAACACAAGAGUCUGUUGUGAAGAAUGAUGUAACUUCAAUUCCAAAUAUGACUAAUAAUUUGACAAAUGUCAAUACAACAUCAGAUACUUCAGUUACUUCACCCCAAAUUGCUAUAAGUGAAAAUUCUGGAAAUGAAUCAAACUUUACGGGCAAAAGAAUUCGCGAUUUAUUGGAUAAUUCUAUAACAACCACUCCCACACCAAUAACUACUCCAGUUAUGCCUCAAGUAGCAUCAUUUACCAAUUCUGCCAACUCUAGUAAUCCUCUAACAAAUUCGCCUAAGAAUUUAACUACUUCAUCGCCAUCUAUGGGUGAUAAUCAAUACGCUAGAAAAAGAAAUAAGCAUAAUCCAGAUCAUAAAUCUAGUUACUGGAGUGUCAAAGAAACAAAUAUGUUCCCAGAAUUGUUGAAAAAGUUUGGUUCUGACUGGUCCUUAAUCUCAUCCGCCUUAAAUACGAAAUCCGCAACUAUGGUGAAAAAUUACUAUCAAAGAAAUUGUAACCAACUGGGUUGGAAGCAAAUUGUUGGUAAAGCAGAUCAAAUCAAAAAGUUACAUUCUACUCAUUCUCAAGAAGCUAUUAGUGGUAAUUCUGAAGCGGACGACACUACUUCUGGUACAACAAACGUACCAUUUUCAUCUCCAACUCAACAACACAUGAACAUAAAUGCAGCUGUUCAAUCUUAUCCUGUGCAACCGGUUGGACAAAUUACAUCACAAUCACCUGUCACAGCUAUUAAUUCUAUGCAUGUACCUCAACAGCCUUUAUCAAUUCCAUCCCAACAACAACCAACCGUAGGAUAUUUCUUAAAUCGUAACCCUGCUACAAGUCCUCUUGAAAAUUCUACUAAUUCAUUGACACCAGAUUCAUUAAGCUCGAAGCCUUUUGAACCACCGGCCACAAAUCAAGAUCUAUUUUCCAGGAUAUCUACCCUAAAUACAGAAUCAGCUAUUCCUGCACCCACUUCACCAUCGUUUCAAUUUGGCACUAAGCCUGUAGAUAACAAGAAAUUAACUGCACAACUACCUCCUCAAUCUCAACCACACAGCCUACCUCAGCAGCAAGGCUACUCAAAUUCCUCCUCAACUUCAGCUUCAGCUUCACCAUUAGUUCAACAUCAAACUCCGUCUCAAUAUCCUCAAACUUCACCAAGCUCAGGAUCUACUAAUCUAAUUUCCAGUGUACCACCUGCAUCAACUGUUCCCAAGAUUUCAAACAUUUUGAAAGUGCAAGUUGCACCACCAAGAAUCAAUUUACAUCAAGAUCAUAUGAGUAAUAGUAUUACUAGUUUGUUAAAUACAGAUACUGAAUCAUAUUAUCAACCUCGUUUGCCAUCAUUUUUCCAUCAAUCUACUGUGAGGACUACCCCUGAUUCAAGUUCAACUAAUGCAAAACCUAUGUCUCCUAUUUCAAAUGGUAUGAAUGGUAAUAUUAGCCCUACUGUACCUAUACGUUCUCCAUAUUCAACAAUAUCACGUCCAGAUGGAUCAGCUAUUACAACGGCUAACACGAAUAUGAUAGCACCUGCUGCCAGCGGGCCAUCACAUAUAAUUUUGCAAGAGCCUCAGCUGCCAAGGAAGCAAAAUAUCAAAUCGAAUUCCAUUUCAUUAUUAUUAAACCAGGAAAGUGGGAAUGUCUUGCCAUUACAAUCUACCAGGCUAUCAGCAUCCCAAUUACCGACAAGUCAAAUAUCUAGUAAUAUACGCUCUGAAUGUGUUAAUAACGUCACGUCUACUACAAGAAUGAUACCUAACCUUCCUAAUAUUUCGACUACUUCUAAUUUAAACAAGAAUAUGAGCAUUAAUAAUACUAUUACAAAUAACAACAAUGGUAUGUUACCUUUGCAAAAUCAAAUCCCUCGUUCUACAAAUGAUGUAAAUACCAUUAAUAACAGCAAUGUUGGUACUACAAAUACAAGUGUCUCAAGACCUCUUUCUAACGUUAAUGAAAUGCAAAUGAAUUUCUCACUUGAUCCAUUAGCCGCGCUUGCAGCGGUUGCUUCUGCACCAGAAGGAAUAGAUCCUACUGCAGCUAACUCACCAUCGACUUCAACGCCUAGAAUCCAAAAAUAA
Molecule: messenger RNA, 5250 nt
Organism: Henningerozyma blattae CBS 6284
Lineage: Eukaryota; Fungi; Ascomycota; Saccharomycetes; Saccharomycetales; Saccharomycetaceae
Gene: SNT1
Product: Snt1p
Exons: 1
Coding region: 1-5250 (1749 amino acids)
Biological process (GO): regulation of transcription by RNA polymerase II
Cellular component (GO): Set3 complex
Source: RefSeq, a predicted model, not a curated record